Molecule: messenger RNA, 3287 nt
Organism: Phalacrocorax carbo (great cormorant)
Lineage: Eukaryota; Metazoa; Chordata; Aves; Suliformes; Phalacrocoracidae
Source: RefSeq, a predicted model, not a curated record
GGCAGAGUAGGGGAAGGGGGAGCUGAGGGGUGAGCGGGGCGGCCGAGGCGGGGUCGGGUUAGGUGUUCGUUGCCGGCCCCGUGGCGGCGGGUCGCGCUGCAAGAGCCCAGGCUGUAGCGGGGGAGCGGUGCCGUGCGUGGGCCCUAGUGGGUGCCGUGGCUGGGGAGGGCAGGGCCCGGCCUCCCCUCGGACUCUCUCAUCGCCUUUUGGCGCUCGUUCGCUGCGGGAGCAUCGAUCGGUUUCUUCCGAGGGAAGAAGAGGGACGGGGGGGUAGAUGGUAGCUUCUGCGGGCAAAAGCUCCUUAUCCAAAAAGCUGCUCAUCUUAAGCAAACUGUCUGAAUAUGUUCUGAGUUCCCGGCAAGGACACAGUUAAACACGCCUUUAUUUUGCUGAUAAUGGAUGAAGAGAGCCUGGAAACAGCAAUUCAGACCUACAAUGCCCAGCUGCAGCAAGUGGAACUGGCUAUAGGGGCAGGCCUGGACCCAUCGCAGCAGUCGGACUUGAUUCAGUUGCAGGAAGAUUUAAAGCAGCUGAUAGAACUGACUGAAUCUAGUCUAGUGUCUGUUAAAAAGAGCAAACUUCUGGCUACUUUAGAUACAAAUGCUUCCUCCUCCUCCUCCCCAGCAGGUCUUGGGGAGCAGGAUGCCAACCCAGACACUUCUGCCCAAGAUGAGGAGUAUGCUGCUUUUAAGGAAGCCAUUGCUGAGCUUGGAACUGAUGAGAAGCCUUCGGCUAAUAACAAUGAGAUGUCAUCAAAGAGAGAUGAAGAAACUAAUGACAAAAAUGAAUCAAAGUUCAGUGAAGAGGAGGAGGAGUCUGACAGAGAGGAGGAGGAGUUGAGCGGGAUGAAGGUUAAAGCCCCCUACUACAGUUCUUGGGGGACCCUGGAGUAUCAUAAUGCCAUGAUUGUGGGGACAGAGGACUUAGAAGAUGGCAGUGCGGGUGUCAGAGUGCUGUACCUCUAUCCAACUCACAAGUCUCUGAAGCCGUGUCCGUUCUUCUUGGAUGACAAAUGCAGAUUUAAAGAGAACUGUCGGUUUUCGCAUGGUCAGGUGGUCUCUGUGGAAGAGCUUCAGCCCUUUCAGGAGCCCAAUCUGAGUGGGCUGGAGGUGGGCUCAGCUUGCCUGGCAAAAUACAGCGAUGGAAUAUGGUACACUGCAAAAAUAACCGAUAUCGACAGUGGUUACUAUACUGUGAAGUUUGAUUCCCUGCUGCUCAAGGAAGCCGUUGUGGAAGCAGAUAGUGUCAUCCCCCCACUGCGAAGUGAAGAUGGUGCCUCAUCUGCUGAGUCUGAUGAGGACAGCGUUGAUGAUUCUGGUUACGCUAAAGUGAUAGAUUCGGGACUUCCAGAGAAUGGGGAAUGGACUCCUGCGUGCAGUUCCUCUUUUGGCGGCUGGGAAGCCCAUACUCGGGGUAUUGGCUCCAAACUGCUUGUUCAGAUGGGGUACGAGUUUGGAAAAGGAUUAGGGAAGAAUUCUGAGGGCCGAGUGGAGCCGGUGCAGGCUGUGGUGCUUCCUCGAGGGAAGUCCCUCGAUCAGUGUGCUGAGGUGCUUCAGAAGAAGAAACAGGGGAAGCUGGACCCAGGCAAAUCAAGGAAAUGCCGAGCAAAGGGAAACAGCGCUGGGCAAUCCCCGGCGGGCAGCCGUAAGCCUUCCCGCAAUGUGUUUGACUUUUUGAAUGAGAAACUGCGAGGGAAGAGCACUGGGGAGAAGGCUGGAGGGAUGGCACUGCCAGAGAGGAACAGCAAAGAGAUCUACCAUGCUAGCAAGAGCACCAAGAAAGCCCUGAGUGUCCGCCUUUUCCAGACAAUGGAGAAGAUUGAACAAACGCAGAAAGAUAUCAAGGGAAUCCAGCAGGCCCUGGCACGCAACAUUGGAAGGCACAGCAUUGCUACAGCUCAGCUGGAGGAGAAGCUGGCUAAUGCGCACAAACAGCUGGGGCAGCUGCAGGCCCAGGAAGCCAGCCUGCAGCGGGAGCAGAAGAAAGCAGACACACAUAAGAAGAUGACUGAGUUCUAGUCUCUGAGGAAGGCAUUUGACUGCAGUGAUUGUCCUAGCCAGCCCCGGUGCUUGUGGCCUCAGAGCCUGGGCAAGCCAUCCUGCUCCUCUGGGUAGUUUUCAGGGUGCCCAGCCUGAAAACUGGGCUGAAAAGCAGCAAUUUCUAAAACUAGAUGCUUCUGAGCUCUGCUGGGAGAGGGAGGAGCACCCAUCUGUCUAGCCCUGAAAGCAUUCAGUAAGCCUGAGCCUUGUAUAAGGACUAGCUACAAGAAAUACAAUUCUCUGCUCUCUUGCACACUUCUUUCCUCUGUUAUCACUGCAGUAGCACCUCCAUCCAGAGUCUGUAGCUACUCGGGUGAUAACAGUGCUGGCUACGAACCAGCUGAGGAGGGGCUUUGAAAGCCCCACAUCCUGCCAUCAACUGUGGCUUGGGUUCGCAGCCAACUGACAAACGCAAGUCAAGGCAGGGUUCCGAGCACAUUCCGGCAAAGCAGAAGAGGCUUGUGCUAGGUGAAAACAACAAAGGCAAAUGCUGCAGCUGCUCUCUGCCUUCUGGUUUUUUGCUAUGGGAUUUAUCUGAGAACUCAGUUUUUUUGGGAGCAGUUCCUUAUAGCCCUAGUGUAAUGAAUAGAGAGAGAACUGGCAGCUUGGGUACUAGUGGCCUCAAGCAUCAGAUUUCAUCAGUUUGACUGUAAGAGUAUCCCUAGGACAUGCUAUCGCCUAACUCAUUGACUUGGCAUGGAAAGCUGCUUGGCUCCACACGUAGAGUGCCAAAGCUGGGGGAAUAAGACAGCAGAGUAACGGAUUCUCAAACCAGCUAGGAACAACUCCACAGGGAGCUUUGUGAUUUUUGCCAUCAUUGCUCAAGUUUUUCUGUCCUAGGUGGCUCUCUGAACACAGGUUCCUUUUAUUAAACAACCUCAGGACCCAGACACAGGUCAGGCUGGGGCCCCAUGAGCACAAAGACUGGGAGGUCUGUAUGUGCCCAGCAUGCAGCUCUGCCUGUGGGAGAGCUCUGGGCCAUGCUGGAAGUGGGCCCAGCAAGCGAAGUGCCCUUCCCUAUGGCAUGAAAAGUCUUUGGGCAGGAAGGAUGUUUUCUCCCCCAGGUUAUAUUCUGCGUUGGUGGCAGCCAGCCCUUGCCCCAGAGGAGAUGGUGGUUUCAUCGGACCCUGUUUCUGGUGGGACUUGUGCAUUGUAAUUGCUUUUAAAAACAAAAAUUUGUUCGCAAUUUCAUGCCAGUAUCUUACGGACACUUUUUUUUUCUUAAUUAAAGAAAUUUAUUUCCUUUUA